Stereum hirsutum FP-91666 SS1 is the source of this 1272-nucleotide messenger RNA. RefSeq names its product arsenical pump-driving ATPase. Gene Ontology annotation, biological process: post-translational protein targeting to endoplasmic reticulum membrane. Bases 42 to 1022 code for a protein of 326 amino acids. The record is from RefSeq and is a predicted model, not a curated record. Gene Ontology annotation, cellular component: GET complex. Gene Ontology annotation, molecular function: ATP hydrolysis activity; ATP binding. The transcript is spliced from 9 exons. Lineage: Eukaryota; Fungi; Basidiomycota; Agaricomycetes; Russulales; Stereaceae.
CUUCACCACACCGACAGAACGAAUACCCCAGACAACUUUCAAUGGCAGAAGAAACACUUCCCCCAAACUUGCAGAAUGUCAUUGACCAGAAGUCUCUGAAGUGGAUCUUUUGCGGUGGCAAGGGUGGUGUCGGAAAGACCACAACAUCAUGCUCUCUCGCCAUCCAACUCGCCCAAGCUCGCGAGUCCGUGCUCUUGAUAUCCACAGACCCCGCACACAACCUUUCAGAUGCUUUCGGCCAGAAGUUCUCGAAAGAGGCCACGAAGGUCAACGGGUUUAGCAACCUUUUCGCGAUGGAGAUCGACCCGACGAGUGCUAUCCAGGAGAUGGUAGACCAGUCGGACCAGAGUGGUAUGAUGGGCUCCAUGAUGCAAGAUCUGGCCUUCGCCAUUCCAGGUGUUGAUGAAGCGAUGAGCUUUGCUGAGAUCAUGAAGCACGUCAAGUCAAUGGAAUACUCGGUCAUCGUGUUCGAUACCGCACCUACAGGCCACACUCUUCGUUUCCUCUCCUUCCCAACCGUCCUCGAGAAGGCACUCGGCAAGCUCUCUGCACUGAGUGGUCGCAUUGGCCCUAUGAUUAACCAAAUGUCGAGUCUGAUGGGAGCCCAAGCUGACUCUACCGAAGAUAUGUUCUCGAAACUGGAGUCCAUGCGGGCGGUCAUCACGGAAGUGAACACGCAGUUCAAGGAUCCUGAAAAGACGACCUUCAUUUGCGUGUGCAUUUCUGAGUUCUUGUCAUUAUACGAGACGGAGCGUCUAGUCCAGGAACUGACCGCGUACGAGAUCGACACCCAUAACAUUGUCGUCAACCAACUUCUCUUCCCCAAAGACACCUCCAAUUGUGAACACUGCCGCGUCCGACACAAGAUGCAACAGAAAUACCUCAACGAGGCACACGAGCUCUACGAUGACUUCUUCCACAUCGUCCAGCUGCCGCUCCUCACUGAGGAAGUCCGCGGUCCAGAGAAGUUGAAGGAGUUCAGCAAGAUGUUGAUCGAGCCAUACCAGCCUUCGGACAAAUGAGUAUAUUGCUUGUGCUUUUCCUCGGGUGAUUGGACGCUAGAGGUGGGAUACUGAGCACGGUAUACCGGUCUCUGCUCUGUUUUUUAUAUUGUACUCAAUUUGGAUGGCAUGUACCAUGAAACGGUCUGGGCAGACUGGAGUUCCUGCGUGUUUACCAGGGUCCAGUGUGAGCCACACAUUCCAAGGACGGCAUAUCCCGAGUGGCGUGGACAUGUUCCUGGUCCAACCUGUCAUGAAUGUCUACACUGCG